CAAUGACCACGAUGGAGGUUAAUAUGGAUAUAGUGCCCGACAGCGAAGCAGCUACACAGCCACAAGUUUCCUCCGUGGUCUCAACUGCACCUAACAAUUCUGGUUUAAUGGUCUCUUUGCACCCUCUGACGCUAUUAAACAUAUCAGAUCAUUUCACACGUAUCAAGAUGCAACAACAGAUUCAGAAUCCACAAGUUAUUGGUGCUCUUGUUGGCAUUCAAACUGGUCGUGAUGUUGAAAUCUCCAAUUCCUAUGAAUUAGAUUUUGAUACUAUUGAUGGGAAGGUCCAAAUUAAUCAUGAAUAUUUUAUAACGAAACAAGAACAAUUCCGUCAGGUUUUUCCACAAUUUGAUUUCCUAGGAUGGUACACUAUGGGUCCUUCUCCAACCGAAGCUGACAUCGAAAUUCAUAAGCAGGCACUUAUAACUAACAUGAUAGAGUUUAAUGAAAGCCCUCUUUUCCUUCAAAUGAAUCCAUUUGAAAUGGUCACAUCAAAAAACCUUCCGAUUACCGUUUAUGAAUCGAUAAUUGAUAUAAUUGAUGGACAAGCUCACACUUUAUUCAUUAAGUCACAGUAUAAGAUUGAGACCGGAGAGGCUGAACGCAUCGCUGUCGAUCAUGUUGCACAUACAACUCUUGGAGAGGGAGGCGAAGGUUCUUCUCUUAUCGCGCAUUUGACUACCCAAAGGAACGCAAUUCAAAUGCUGCAUACUAGAAUAAAGCUGCUUCAUCAAUACCUCGAUCUGACGAAUAGCAAGAAAAUGCCAGUCGAUCACGAUAUUCUUCGUCAAAUUGCUGGUCUUUGUAAUCGCAUGCCAACUAUUGACAGUGCUGAUUUUAAACAAGAAUUUCUCACGGAAUAUAACGAUGUUUUAUUGACGACAUAUUUGGCAACCAUAACUAAAGGCACGAAUUCUAUAAAUGAGCUUGUAGACAAGUUCAAUAUUGCAAACAGUACCAACAGACCUGGAGGACGAGGCCGUCACCAACAGCAUCAAGGAUUUCCUAAUUUCUGA
Racocetra persica is the source of this 1016-nucleotide messenger RNA. The record is from the annotation of a GenBank genome assembly. Lineage: Eukaryota; Fungi; Glomeromycota; Glomeromycetes; Diversisporales; Gigasporaceae.